AUGGGUGUCAAGGUCGCCGAUUCACCUUCUGCGUCCAGCUUUGGCCUGCUUGGUCGUGUCAUUCUCUCUAUCUUCAGCGUGUUGCCCUCCGUUCUGUACUGGACCAGUUACACCUUGCCGGCAUGGCUCUUCACGCUCUUCUCCAUGAGCUUGACUUUCACCAUGAACUUCACCACGUUGAUGCUUGUUGUGGUUUUCGCCGUGUCCACCAUCAGCUACUUCGUGAGGUACCGGUACAUGACCAUGUACGCAAGACUGCCCCCUGAACCCCAACGUGAGGAACCCCAGGUCGAAGUUUUUCCAGAUAGUGCCGAAAGCGACUCGAAGAGGGGCUUGUCUAACUAUCUUGAUGAAUUCCUGAGUGCUAUCAAGGUCUUCGGCUAUUUGGAGCGCCCAGUCUUUCAUGAGCUCACGCGAACCAUGCAGACUCGCCGAUUGGUGGCUGGAGAGACCAUUUUACUCGAGGAAGAGAAAGGCUUUUGUCUCGUGGUAGAUGGUUUGGUCCAAAUUUUUGUCAAGUCAAAUCGUGCAGAAUCUGAUUCGGAAGACGAAAUGGGAGGUGAAUCGCCCGACGGCUCUGCACAAGAAGGCCACCGACAGGGCUAUCAGCUUCUCACUGAAGUGAAAAAUGGAGCGCCCAUGUCCUCUAUGUUUUCCAUACUGUCCUUGUUUACAGAAGACGUUAAGCUGCGUCAUGACCAAGACGAUCUUGCAGAUUUAUGUGUACCAACAUCCCCCCGUGGUCAAGCCGUACCGCCCUUGUCUCGAACCGGCAGCUUUAGCAUGGAUAAUUCAAGACCACAAACACCUCGCGAAGUUCCAGAGUCCAAAUUGCGGCAUCGAAGAACAUCAACUCUGAAUAGUCCAACAGCAGGCGGCCGGCUCGAAAGCGUACCACCUCUGUCAUUAGACAUGGACGGAUUCGGUGGUGAACGUCUCAAACACACCAAAACUCGAAAAUCACCCUUGCGCCCUGCAAAGUCGAAAUCUGCCCACCCGGACAUUGUCGCACGUGCUGCCGUAGACACAACCAUUGCCAUCAUACCCGCCACUGCAUUUCGUCGAUUGACGCGCAUCUACCCCAAAGCAACAGCGCAUAUUGUACAAGUCAUUCUUACCCGUCUACAAAGAGUUACACUUGCCACCAGUCAUGAGUAUCUGAGUUUGACGAACGAAGUGCUCCGUACAGAGAAGCUUAUGAACAAGUACACAACGUACGAUCUUCCGGGCUUCCUGCGAGACGCUCCGCUCGAGCGACUCAAGGAAAAAUUUGCCAAAGAGACGGAGCGCAUUGGUCCGGAUGAAGGCAUGAAGGGCAUCGCACUGCACAAUCCGGGCGCUGGUCGUCGAAACAGAUCCAGUGUAUCAUUGAGACGAGGCACAGCUGCGCAAGCUCGCCUUGCCGCUGCACGGGGCGCAACACUCAACGCCGGCUUUGAAGUACUGCCUACAAUCACCUCGCCUGACCAAGGGCCGCGCAAUGAUCGUAUCAGCGCUGGCGAUCUGUUGACCAACUCACAAGCGACCCGAGGGGCAGGCCGCAGUAGUCGGAACAGCUUCUCUCAGCCAUUUCAACAAGAACGUCGCGAUGCUCGGACACCACUCGAUGCUGGAUCUUUCAAUCCCUUUGCUUCUCCCUCACUUCGCCCCAAGACACUUCAUCGUCAAGAAUCUAUUGACGAGGCCACCGUUUUCAGAGAGUCCAUACUUGGUUGCAUGUUCAAGGCUAUCGGACUCACUAAUCCGGAAAACCCAAUGCCCAGACCAACUGCAUCAGUAGAACAGUCACCCCAACUCGUUUCAUUCGACGCUAGCCGGCAGAAAGCCGUCUUUACGAAUGCAUUUGGCUUCAUCGAUCCUUACGCAGCUUCACGAGAUGGCGAUACCGAAUCUGUAGCAUCUGCGUCAGGCAUGUCAAACGCAAGCGGUGUAGGAUCGCACAACAUUGUGGAAGAGAUUGUAAAUGACGUAGAGAUUGUCUUCUUCCCCAAAGAUUCUGUUCUUGUAGAGCAAGGCGAACGAAACCCCGGCUUGUACUAUGUGAUCGACGGAUUCCUCGACGUGAGUGUACUCAUGGAAGAAGAGAAAUCUGAAACUAGCACGUUCGGAAAUUUUUCGAACGUUCCUGGAUACACUGAAGAAGACCUGUUUGGCCCUCCGCUCCGACCGGUUAGCUCAAAUACUCCUUCACGCUCGAGUGGGGAAGGCACGAAGAAGAAGCGCACAAGGCGAAGUCUCUUCAUGACAAAACCUGGUGGCCUAGCCGGAUAUCUUGGGGCAAUAUCAUCCAAUCGGUCUUUUGUUGACGUUACCGCCAAAACCGACGUCUAUGUAGGCUUCCUGCCUCGUGCGGCCAUUGAACGGAUAGUGGAGCGCUAUCCAGUGGUGCUGCUUACCAUGGCUAAGCGCCUCACGACACUCCUACCACGUCUGGUUCAGCAUAUCGACUUUGCGCUUGAGUGGGUUCAGGUGAACGCUGGGCAAGUCAUCUACAACCAGGGCGAUGAGAGUGAUGCGAUAUACAUCGUAUUGAACGGACGAUUAAGAGCAAUACGUGAUGCUGAAAACAACGAUGUCAAAGUUAUUGGCGAAUACGGUCAAGGUGACAGCGUGGGCGAGCUCGAAGUGCUUACCGAAUCAUCACGCCCUGGGUCGUUGCACGCCAUUCGGGAUACCGAACUUGCAAAGUUUCCAAAGACGCUUUUUAAAAGCCUUGCUUUGGAAUAUCCUGGAAUUACCAUCAAAAUCUCGAAGAUUAUUGCAUCUCGGAUGAGAGCUUUGGUCGAUGAUCCACUCCACGAACAGAGUAAAGAGCGGAGUUCCAAGGCCACGCGGGCGAAUGUGUCUUCGACGAUCAACCUUCGUACCGUUACCAUUCUUCCAGUCUCGGCUGGAGUUCCAGUGGUGGAUUUUGGAAGCCGGCUUGUGAAUGCAUUGGCACAAAUCGGCAUACCUCAAGGCGUCGUUUCGCUCAAUCAAGCGGCCAUUCUAAACCACCUUGGAAGACAUGCUUUCAGUCGAAUGGGUAAACUCAAGCUUUCACAGUAUCUUGCUGACUUGGAAGUAAAGUAUGGCAUGGUAAUAUAUGUUGCUGACACGCCAGUCAAGUCGCCUUGGACGCAGACAUGUAUUAACCAAGCCGAUUGUAUUCUUCUUGUGGGUUUAGCAGAAGCUUCGCCAAACAUUGGCGAAUAUGAGCGUUUCCUGUUGACGACGAAGACGACGGCACGAAAAGAGCUAGUACUCCUACAUUCGGAAAGAUAUUGUGCUUCUGGUCUCACACGAAAGUGGUUACGAAACCGACCUUGGAUCAACGGCAGCCAUCACCACAUCCAGAUGUCAUUCCGCGCAACAUCGGAACCAGUUCAUCAUGCUGGCCGGCGGUUUGGAAACGCACUCAAGCAACGAGUGCAAGUCAUCCAAGCCGAGAUCCAAAAAUACACGUCAAGGAAAGUUCGUCAAACCCCUCUCUACUCUGCAGAUACACCAUUCAAAGGCGACUUCCAUCGGCUCGCUCGCCGACUAUGUGGUCGGUCAGUCGGGCUUGUGCUGGGGGGUGGUGGAGCUCGUGGUAUUGCGCAUAUUGGCAUUAUCCGCGCACUGGAAGAGGCAGGAAUCCCGAUUGAUAUUGUAGGAGGGACAUCUAUUGGCAGUUUUAUCGGUGCUCUAUACGCAUGGGAUGCAGAUGUGGUUCCUAUGUUUGGCAGGGCGAAGAAGUUCUCGGGUCGCAUGGGCAGCAUGUGGAGAUUUGCACUUGAUCUCACAUAUCCCUCUGUUUCGUACACUACUGGCCACGAGUUCAACCGUGGCAUCUUCAAGACUUUCGGCAACUCGCAGAUUGAAGACUUCUGGCUUGAGUUCUACUGUAAUACGACCAACAUCAGCAAGUCGAGGUCGGAGAUUCACACGUCAGGCUAUGUAUGGCGCUAUGUCCGUGCGUCCAUGUCACUUGCGGGUCUACUGCCGCCACUAUGCGACGACGGCAGCAUGCUUCUAGAUGGAGGCUACGUCGACAACUUGACUGUAGCGCACAUGAAGAGUUUAGGUGCAGACAUCAUCUUUGCGGUCGAUGUCGGCAGCCUUGACGACAACGCGCCACAAGCGUUCGGCGAUUCACUCAGUGGCUUCUGGGCAACAUUCAAUCGGUGGAACCCAUUCUCAAGCUUCCCAAAUCCGCCGACACUAUCAGAAAUACAAUCCCGACUGGCAUAUGUGUCUAGCAUUGAUGCGUUGGAGCGAGCGAAGAAUACGCCGGGAUGCAGGUACAUGCGGCCACCAAUCGAUCCGUACGGUACACUAGACUUUGCGAAAUUCGACGAGAUAUACGAAGUCGGGUACAAAUAUGGCAAAGAGUACUUAGCGCAGCUGCGUGAGCAAGGCGUGCUUCCAGUGACUGAGGAGACGGAGAAAGAAAAGAAUCUCCGUCGGACAAUGGCGCCGCGACGGGCGAGCAUCUAG
This is a messenger RNA of Bipolaris maydis ATCC 48331, 4458 nucleotides long. RefSeq lists its product as uncharacterized. Lineage: Eukaryota; Fungi; Ascomycota; Dothideomycetes; Pleosporales; Pleosporaceae. The record is from RefSeq and is a predicted model, not a curated record. Gene Ontology annotation, molecular function: phosphatidylcholine lysophospholipase A1 activity. Gene Ontology annotation, cellular component: endoplasmic reticulum. Gene Ontology annotation, biological process: phosphatidylcholine metabolic process.